UUUCCAGCACAUCAGAUCAGUUUUAAUUUCAAUUUGAAAUGAGCUCUACAAAAUUAUCUCUAACGGUCGUUCAGGAUUUGUGCGAAAGAUAUUCGAAUCAGAAGAUCGACUAUAAUGGUGUUGAAUUGCUAAGCUAUUCGCUUAAGAAGUCAAAUGACGCUCCCGCCGGAUAUCUCGGUCGACAUGAAGUUCUAUCUGUAAUCAUUCAAAAAAAACCAUCCGAAGCACCACAAGAGCUGAUAUUCUUUAUCAAAACAGCGCCAAUUGAUAUAGCUUCCAGACAGAAGUACAUUGAAGAGUUUGGAGUUUUCAAAAAGGAAGUUUCUGUUUAUGCAAACUUACUGCCUAAAUUAUCGAAGGGACAGUUGGAUUUUUCUGCUCGAUGUUAUUAUGCCAAAGAUGAUAUCUUAGUUUUUGAACAUUUGGGAGAGAUGGGAUUCCGGAUGGGAUCUGAUCGAUCGGGAUUAUUGGACUUUGAUCAUCUGAAGUGUGCAUUAAGCUCUCUGGCCAAUAUGCAUGCUUCAUCGAUUGUUUUUGAGGCCAAGAAUCAAUUGAAAAUUUGUGAUAUGUUCCCGGAAAUUGUGAAGGAAAACGCAUAUCCUGCGGCAGCACACAGUAUUCGGCGAGAGAAUUUCGAUAAUGGUGUUGUGGCUCUCUGUGAAAUUAUCAAAAUCAUGCCUGAGUUCAAGGCAUCCAAACACUUGGACUUCAUCUUGAAACAGUUUCCCCGAGAAAUGAACAAAAUCUUUGAUUUCGUCAAACCAUCUUCGAAAUAUUUAAAUGUAUUCAGUCACGGUGACUUAUGGGCCAAUAAUUUGCUUUUCAAAUAUGAAAACAAUCGUCCUGUUCAGAGUCGAAUUGUCGACUUUCAACUAACUCGAUACGCUCCGCCAAUACUUGAUGUGAUUACGGUAUUGACAAUUCCGACAAGCAGGAAAUUUCGUUCGGAGCAUUUGGAUUCACUUUUAGCCAGCUACUAUUCAAUGUUGGGAUAUUUUCUAAAACAACAUGGAUUUCAAAUCAAUGACUUUCUGACACCGCAACAAUUUGAGGAGAGCAUAAGAGAGUUUAAGGAACAUGGUCUAAUUGAGAGUUGUUUAUUUUCACAUUUGACCAUCUUACCAACGGAAUUAACGGAAAGUGUAGUUUCAGACGAGGGUUUUGAAGAUUUUUUCAAAAACAAAAGAAACGAAAUUUGUCUGAAGGCAUUUAACACUGAUGAGGUCUAUAGAAGUAGACUUUCCGAUAUGAUAUCGGAUAUUGUUAAUAAUUAUAUUUUAAAUUGAAAUUUAUUGAUUUACAUACAAAAUGUUUAUAUUAAUAAGAAAUGUGAUAGUAUGGAAAUAAAAAUAAUAUUUGUGUAUUUUUGUAGGCAAUGUUUAGAAA
Messenger RNA from Eupeodes corollae, 1386 nucleotides. RefSeq lists its product as uncharacterized. Bases 39 to 1286 code for a protein of 415 amino acids. The transcript has a single exon. The record is from RefSeq and is a predicted model, not a curated record. NCBI's taxonomy places the organism in Eukaryota, Metazoa, Arthropoda, Insecta, Diptera, Syrphidae.